Molecule: messenger RNA, 1524 nt
Organism: Rotaria sordida
Lineage: Eukaryota; Metazoa; Rotifera; Eurotatoria; Philodinida; Philodinidae
Source: the annotation of a GenBank genome assembly
AUGUCCUUUGAGUGGACAUCACAACCAUUAUCAAUACAAUCCAUUGCAGCUCAAUAUUCUUUACCAGUAGUUAUUCGAUCGGCACCUGGUUUUCGUGGUUCGAGUCGUCCAAUUAUUCUACAUUCAAUAUCACGUGUUACAUUUGCAUUUGGACGUGCUUUGAGAAUUAGUCAAUCAACAACAAACGGAUAUGUAACAUAUAUACCAAUCGAUUCAGAAUUAGUUGCUAUACCAUGGAAAUAUCCUGGAUAUUUCGAGUGUUUACCAUCACAAAGCAUUAAACAACAUACUGGUAUUAUUCCUGAAAAACGUAUUCAACCAAUUGUCGAACGAAUGCAACUUAAUCAUCGAUCUCAAGCAUUUUAUAUAGCAUCACCUAUGCGUGUUUAUACAAUUGAAACUAAUGAUAAAGGUGUUUCCAAUCGUGUAUGGCAUCAAGUUGAAGCUCAUCAAAUAAUCUUAUUUGAUAAACUUGUCAAUGUUCAAUAUACUCCAACAGUAAAUGAUAAUUUAACAGCUAAUGAUUAUUCAUCUUCUUGGUGGUUUUGUUUUAAACGAUUAUUAAAUCGAAAUGAAUAUGCAUUAAAAUGUAUUUUAUUACAACGACAAAAAUGUUAUGUUCCAUGUUCAUCAACAGAUGAAGUUAAUUUAAUACCUGUUGGUCAAUAUGGUUCAAGUAAUGUAAAUAAAUUACAAACAAUUUAUAAUCUUAUUGAACAAUUUCCAAUUCCUAUGAAUAUUAAAUUAGCUCAAUUACCUGGUUCAUAUGCAUAUAAAGAUUUUAGUGGUAAUUUACGAUUAUUAGGUUCACGUACUGAAGAAUUAGCUGUAUGUGCAUCAUUAACAUCAUCAAAUAUUGCUGUUAUUCCAAAAAAUACUCCACUUAAAUUUGUUGUUUCACCAUUAUCAUCAUUAUCAUCAGAAAUUCGAAAGAUUCUAUCAAAAUGUCAUAUAUUUGUACAAUCAUUUGAUAUGCAAAUUUAUCGUAUUCUUAUAUCAUCUCAUCAUAAUAUUUCAAAACGUCGUAUUCGUUUACGAAAUUCAAAAACUCAAGGAGAUAUUACAGAACAAUUUAAACGUUUAAAACGAUCAUCUAGUGUUGAUCAUAGUUCAUCUAAAAAAGAUGAUCAAACAACACCAAAUACAACCGAUGAAGGUUAUCGUUCAGGUUCAUCAAUAUUUAAUAAUCGAAAUAGUUAUAGAAAACAACGAACUGUUAGUUUUGAUAUCACACAAAGUUCACAAUAUAUUCCACGUAAAAGAACAUUAUCAACAGAUGAUGAUACAAAGUAUAAUUCACUUGAUCAUUCUGUUCGAAAAAACAAAAGAUCAUCAUCAUCUCCACCUCCACCUGCAUUACCAAAAAAACCACCUAAUUUUCCAUAUCCACCAAUGCCCUUUACCUAUGAUAGUGGAACUAAUAUAAUUGAAGAUAUUGAUUCAUUGAAUGCUGAUGGUUCUAUUUUAAUCGAUACAAGUCAUGAACUAUUUUUAUCUUUACCAUCUAAUAGUCGAUUUACAUGA